GACACAAGUGGCUGAAAUGUUUUGCUUGCUUGCGUAUGUGAUGUGCUGAUGGGGAUUCAUGGCCAAAUUUUGAUUGGAGAAUCCUCACUGAAACACGCGCAUGUAUUCAGCCGCGUAGCCAUGGCCGGAGGAAUCGCCCCUUUCGUUCUGUUACGUGUGGGAGGACCCAAGGCUAGCUGUGUGUGGUUCCAAUGUUAGGUUCAGAAAAUUCAGGAAUUGUUUUGCUGAAUGUAAGGGCCAAAGCUGUGAUACUGAUGGCUAUGGAUGGAUGGAUGGAUGCUUUGGCAAAAGCAAGGCCAGGCGCCACUGCAUACCAGAACUACUGAGCCACAAUUUGUCUGCCAUUCAUUUGUAUCCCCGUUCAUUUGUCCAUUGCUUGUAUCCCCAUUCAUUUGUCCAUGGCUCCUCCUUCAUAUCACCUGACAUAAACAUCUUUCUGCCUGCAAAUUUAGGCCGUGGAAUAUGCAUGAUGAGCACCUCGUGGAGAGACAAGCAGGACCACCACCUUAUCAACUUCAUUGGUGCAUUCCUGGCCGCUAACUCGUAUCGCCUAAACUUCCUGCCGAUAUCUCCUGACUUCAUCUUCAACAAUGGGGGGCUAUCAGUUGCUUUCAUCUUUGAGACGAACUGGGACUGCGGGAAUGGAGCUGCUGUUUUUAGCAGGGUGAAUGCACUGAAGAGGCAGUACAAAAAUCUCUACGUCAUUGUUGCCGUCCCCACGGUGGAGCAAAUCGAAUCGUUUAAUCAGUCUUAUUUCAAGUAUGGCAUGGAGCUUGGCUGCCCUACAUUUGUGCCUGUUAACGAUUCAGAGAUGGGAUUUGAGAUGAUGCUCAAGAUUGCUCAUGCCCGUGGAGUAUGCAAGCAGCAGGACAUUAGCUCAACAAUGAGGAAUGAGCGGGAGCAAGCAGUUCAGUCCAUGGAUGCCUAUAUACGAGUGGUCACCUCUAUUCCUGGUAUUGAUGACCACGAUGCUAAUAUGCUUGCCCAAGCUAUUGGCUCUAUUGAAGCAAUCGCAAAAGCAUCCAAGACUUCUAUUCUAGAAAACACUGACCUCUCCACGGAUAAGGCAGAGACAAUUGUCAGGUUCUUCAGGGAUCCGCAGUUCUACUUAAGCCCUAAAAUCAACUAAUUUUUGCAGUUGUGCAGAUACUGAGACUAUCCUGAGAACUAUCAAGCUCUGGGCAAUCUUGUCCCCGGAGGAAAACAAGGUGAAGCUGGACCGAUUUGUGGAGGCACUAACAAAAUUCUCACAGAAGCCCCCGUUGCCCAUGAACUGCUCCUCUUAGUGAGAUGAUGUAUGAACUACUUGGGAUUUCAUUUGAUAAUGAAGCCGGGGAGAACCUCCCUGUUUUUCUAAAGAAAAACUAAAAUUGAAGCCUUCGGUUGUAAACCUGGCUGCUGGUUCUUAACCUCUCUGUUAUAUGAGAACAAAUUUCAGACGCUCCCACUUUUACCCACUGGGAAGUAAGAGGAGAACUUCAUCCUAGCCGUACCAAGGAGAAAUAUUUUGAGAGAUUUAAUGUCAUUGCCUUCCGAAAAUAGAAGUUUCCGCCUGCACUAUGUAUGGUUGGUGUAUUGUGCGUAUAUUUUCCAGAUAUGAUUAUUUUUUCUUUUAUUAGGUUUGUACAA
Hordeum vulgare subsp. vulgare (domesticated barley) is the source of this 1629-nucleotide messenger RNA. RefSeq names its product protein PARTING DANCERS homolog. Gene Ontology annotation, biological process: resolution of meiotic recombination intermediates. The record is from RefSeq and is a predicted model, not a curated record. Lineage: Eukaryota; Viridiplantae; Streptophyta; Magnoliopsida; Poales; Poaceae. Bases 269 to 1129 code for a protein of 286 amino acids. The transcript has 9 exons.